Nymphaea colorata (pocket water lily) is the source of this 1159-nucleotide messenger RNA. RefSeq lists its product as uncharacterized. The record is from RefSeq and is a predicted model, not a curated record. Bases 210 to 953 code for a protein of 247 amino acids. The transcript is spliced from 8 exons. Gene Ontology annotation, cellular component: EMC complex; membrane. Gene Ontology annotation, biological process: protein folding in endoplasmic reticulum. Lineage: Eukaryota; Viridiplantae; Streptophyta; Magnoliopsida; Nymphaeales; Nymphaeaceae.
ACUGGAAAGAGUUGAAGAGGAGGCGAGGGAAGGAACAGAGGGGAGGUGGUAGCCUUUCUCCUCCAAAGAUCCAACAAAACCACGCCGUCGUUGGCGAGGUCUCACUCUCUUUUGGGACGAACGGAAGAGGGCAGCUGCUAGUUGGGUCUCCUGUGGUCGAGAGGGGGUCAAUCGAUCGAUCGGUGUAUCUAUCGGCCGGAGCAGGGGCGAUGGCGGAAGACUUGGUUCUGGACACGGCCAUCCGAGAUUGGGUGCUGAUCCCUCUCUCUGUUGUCAUGGUUCUCAUCGGCGUCCUCCGUCACUUCGUCUCCAAGCUCCUCCGCUCCUCCCAGCCCCCCGACGUCAAGAUGCUCAAGGAAGGGCAGGUAAUUCUUAGGGCGAGGAAUCUGAAGGCAGCGGCCAAUUUCAUCCCCGCGAGCUCGUUCCGCUCUCGGAAGGCCUAUUUCACCAACGAGGAGAAUGGGUUGCUUUUUGUUCCCAAGGGCCAGGCACAAAAUGCACAGGCCCAGAUGUUUUCUGAUCCGAAUAUGGCUAUGGAUAUGAUGAAGAAGAACCUUUCAAUGAUCAUCCCACAGACACUUACUUUUGCAUGGGUGAACUUCUUCUUUUCUGGUUUUGUUGCAGCCAAGAUACCCUUUCCGCUUACUCAAAGGUUCAGAGGCAUGUUGCAGAAUGGGAUUGACUUGAGCACUGUUGAUGUCAGCUAUGUCAGCAGUCGUUCAUGGUACUUUUUAAACCUGUUUGGUUUACGAGGUCUAUUUAGUCUUAUUCUUGGAGAGGAAAACGCUAUGGAUGAUGCACAGAGGAUGAUGCAGAUGAGUGGCGGAUUUGGUUUUGAUCCGACAAGGAGUUUGAGUGCCGAGAAGGACAGCCUUGACAUAGUUCAGCAUGAGUGGGUGUUGCCCCAGAUGGAGCAACGUGCAGAAGCUGUUCUGCGGAAAAUUGUGGGGUAGCUGAUUCUGUUGUAUCAUGCUGCACAUUUUUAAGUGGAGAUCGGAGAAAGCUUACUUAGUGUUAAUUUCUGCUUAUUGCUUAUUCAAGUCCUUUUUUAUGAGAAGAAAAUGCAACAUUUUUGAGUAAUUUAGCAGACAAUUGCACUAUACAAAGCCUUAAUGUAUUUGUACCACUUUAUUUUCGGGCAACCACCCAUUUUUCAGUC